UUGCGCUUUUUGGAAGCUCGCGCUACGUUUCCGCGCUGUCAUUGUUUCCGUUUCCACCUCCGAGAAACCUCACGCCUCCACAUUAUCUUCUUUUUUUUGUUUUGCCUUGAAUCCGCUACGUGGUAGUUUGGGCUCUCUGAAGUUUGAGGAUUGUUAGUAUCUUUUUUUCUGCAAGCAUGGGGGACAUCGAGGCUCCCAGCUCGACUCGGCCGCGCCAGAGUGUCCUGCUCUCGGUUCUCCCGAGCAAAGAGUUCGCCUCCUCCAGGAAAGGAAUGCUGCUCAUUGCUGAAGUGGCGCUGUCCUUUGUAUCAUUUGUGUGUUUUGCGGCAUCCCGUGCGGCAGCCUUCGUGACAGUUCCCCUGCUGGAGUUCCUGGCCGCUCUCUUCUUGUUGUUCGCGUACUCUACCAAAUUCAAUGAGAGGUUUAAAGGCUUCCUCUGGCCUCUAAUGGAUUUCAUGAGAUGUGUGACAGCCUCCAUCAUCUUCUUCAUCAUCUCCAUUAUUGCAGUGUCCAAGUAUGCAGACGGUUCCUCGAAGGCUGCCGGGAUAUUUGGGUUCAUUGCCACCAUCGUCUUCGCCAUAGAUUUUUACCUCAUUUUUAAUGAGCUGGCCAAUUUCCUAAAGCAAGGAGGAGGGGAGUCCAAUGAAGAGCCAUCAAGACAGCAAGAUGAGUUUUCAGACUCUGAUUCCGACUAAGUCAACAGGCCACCCCCAUGAAAUCUUCGCCAGUGGAUACAAAAUAAACCUUUGCAGGAGAAAUGGCCACUACUGAGCUAUCCUUUGCAAAGAUCUGAAAGUGUUUCCUUAGGCUUUAAGGUUACAUUCAUAUUGUGUAGAGAAGAAAUCACAUCAAGGUCACACUGAUUGUUGCUGAAUAACGUGCAUCGAUUGGUAGUUGGGGAAGUUCGUCUCCUAGAGGCAAACAUGUAUAAAAACAUUCAGGAAUUAAACUGAUGUGUCAAAUAUGUUGUUUUUUUUAUUUUAAGUCACUAAUUCACUGGCCAAUGCAAGUCAUUUUUCAAAUAAUGCACUGUUCUUUUUCAUGUCCAAACUCUUACCCAUUGUCUUAAAUGAUUUGGGAAAUUAAAAUUGCCAACCUGAUACUUAAA
Plectropomus leopardus (leopard coralgrouper) is the source of this 1108-nucleotide messenger RNA. RefSeq names its product CKLF-like MARVEL transmembrane domain containing 3 (gene cmtm3). Gene Ontology annotation, cellular component: membrane. The record is from RefSeq and is a predicted model, not a curated record. NCBI's taxonomy places the organism in Eukaryota, Metazoa, Chordata, Actinopteri, Perciformes, Serranidae.